Molecule: messenger RNA, 925 nt
Organism: Juglans microcarpa x Juglans regia
Lineage: Eukaryota; Viridiplantae; Streptophyta; Magnoliopsida; Fagales; Juglandaceae
Exons: 1
Coding region: 88-615 (175 amino acids)
Source: RefSeq, a predicted model, not a curated record
ACCAACUCAGAGACAGAGACAGAGACAGAGACAGAGAGAGAACGUCGAAACUCCCUGUCUGUGUAUACAAUCUUCAAAUACCCAUCCAUGGCGGCCAGUAAAAGUUACUACGCUCGCCCGAGCUGCCGCUUCCUUCCCAAUGACCGAGACCACCACUCUCCAAAUAUAGCUCACGAGUCUGCAUUCGAACUCGAUGAGUCCGACAUCUACAACUCCGUCCGCUCCAACUCUCCCGAACAGUUCCGCAAGCCUGUUUCGGGCUCCCGCCUCUCAAAAAAGUCCUCCGCCAAGCCUUCGUUUACAGACUCGUCCGACCACCUGGCCGGAGCGAACCCGUCCUCGCUGCCUGUGAACAUUCCGGACUGGUCGAAGAUCCUGAGGAACGAGUACCGGGAGAAUCGCCGUGGGGACGGCGUUAACGACGUCGACUUGAACGGCGACGACGAGUGUGAGAACGGGGUGAGGGUCCCGCCGCACGAGUUUUUGGCUAGGCAGAUGGCGAGGACGAGGAUUGCCUCCUUCUCGGUGCACGAAGGAGCGGGGAGAACCCUGAAAGGUAGGGAUCUUAGUCGUGUCCGAAACGCAAUUUGGGAAAAAACCGGCUUCCAAGAUUAGAAAAUUUGAAGAACAGAAACGGAAAAAAAAAAAAGAACAAAAAAAAAAAAAUCACAGAACAUCAGUGAGAAAUUACGGAAUAUUCAGUAGAAUAUCUUUUUUUGUUUUUCUUCCGUUAUUCCGACGUAGUCCGAUAGACAUGUUCGUCUUCUUUUUGUUUUGACAUUAUUUUUUUUUUUUAUUUUUGGGUUUUAAUUUUACGUCGUAUGAUGACUCUUACUCGAAGAAGGGGAACAUCUUGGACGAUUGACGAAUGUAAUUCUAACUCUCGAGACUUAUAUAUACGAAUUCGCAGAGGGGAUUUCGUCUU